This is a messenger RNA of Dama dama (fallow deer), 3149 nucleotides long. RefSeq names its product solute carrier family 45 member 2 (gene SLC45A2). Gene Ontology annotation, biological process: transmembrane transport. Gene Ontology annotation, cellular component: membrane. The transcript has 7 exons. Gene Ontology annotation, molecular function: sucrose:proton symporter activity. The coding region runs from base 141 to 1721 and encodes 526 amino acids. The record is from RefSeq and is a predicted model, not a curated record. Lineage: Eukaryota; Metazoa; Chordata; Mammalia; Artiodactyla; Cervidae.
AAGAAUUUGAGCCCCUCCCCCAGCCUGACCGUCUCUGCGGGCGGUGCAGCCUGGCUCCAUGUCAAACCCAGCUGGGAGGGCGAACCCCAGGGCCACAGAGAGGGUGGUGGGCUUGCAGGCAGGUUCCUCGCCCAGUGGCCAUGGGUGACAAGAGUGGUGCCCUACGCACCUAUAAAUCCCUUGAUGAGGAGAGCCUCUUGGGCUCUGCAGAGCUGCCCAAAAGACCCACGGGGAGCCUGGUUAUGCACAGCAUGGCCAUGUUCGGCCGGGAGUUCUGCUAUGCGGUGGAGGCGGCCUACGUGACUCCAGUGCUGCUCAGCGUGGGCCUGCCCAAGAGCCUGUAUAGCAUGGUGUGGCUCCUGAGCCCUAUCCUGGGGUUCCUGCUGCAGCCUGUGGUGGGAUCGGCCAGCGACCACUGCCGGGCCCGGUGGGGCCGCCGGAGACCCUACAUCCUCACGCUGGGCGUCAUGAUGCUCCUGGGCAUGGCCAUGUACCUCAACGGGGACGCGAUCAUAUCAGCUUUGAUUGCUGACUCAAGGAGGAAGCCGAUCUGGGCCAUAAGUAUCACCAUGAUAGGUGUGGUUCUCUUUGAUUUUGCUGCUGACUUCAUUGAUGGGCCCAUCAAAGCCUACUUGUUUGAUGUCUGCACUCAUCGAGAUAAGGAGAGGGGCCUCCACUACCAUGCGCUCUUCACAGGUUUGGGAGGUGCUCUUGGUUACCUUUUGGGCGCCAUUGACUGGGCCCACUUGGAACUGGGAAGGCUGCUGGGCACGGAAUUCCAGGUUAUGUUCUUCUUCUCCUCGCUGGUGCUCACUUUGUGUUUUAUUAUCCACCUGUGCAGUAUCCCUGAAGCCCCACUUACAGAUGUUGCAAAGGACAUUCCCCCACAGCAAGCCCCCCAGGACCUUGCCUCAUCAUCAGAUAAAAUGUACAAGUAUGGGUCUAUUGAGAAAGUAAAUAAUGGUUAUGUAAACCAAGAGUUGGUGCUGCAGGGAGGAAAAACCAAAAAUCCUGCUGAACAGACUCAGAGGACUAUGACCUUGAGGUCACUGUUGAGGGCCUUGAGGAGCAUGCCCGCUCAUUACCGCUGCCUUUGCAUCAGCCACCUCAUUGGAUGGACUGCCUUCCUAUCCAACAUGCUCUUCUUCACAGACUUCAUGGGCCAGAUCGUGUACCACGGGGAUCCCUAUGGUGCCCACAACUCCACAGAGUUCCUCAUCUACCAAAGAGGGGUCGAGGUUGGAUGCUGGGGCUUGUGCAUCAACUCUAUGUUCUCCUCGCUUUAUUCUUACUUUCAGAAAGCUUUGGUUCCCUGCAUUGGAUUAAAGGGUCUUUACUUUACGGGGUAUUUGCUGUUUGGCCUGGGGACAGGAUUCAUCGGGCUCUUCCCGAAUGUCUACUCCACCCUGGUCAUGUGCACCUUGUUUGGAGUGAUGUCCAGCACCCUGUACACGGUACCCUUUAACCUCAUCGCUGUGUAUCACCACGAGGAGCAGAAGCAACGGGCCCUGGGUAGGGGCCUGGACGGCAGCGGCAGAGGUCAGGGCCUGGACUGCGCCGCCCUCACAUGCAUGGUGCAGCUGGCUCAGAUCCUGGUCGGAGGUGGCCUGGGCCUUCUGGUCAACACGGCCGGCAGCGUCGUCGUUGUGGUGAUCACAGCCUCUGCGGUGGCACUGAUUGGCUGUUGCUUUGUGGCUCUCUUUGUUAGAUAUAUGGAUUAGGUCAAUAAAGAGACAUGGUCCCUAACCUCAGACACAGUGGAGCACAUGACAUGAAAUCAAUCUUUAUUUAGCCUUGCGUUUUUUUGUAUCUGCCCUUUGGAUGCCACGUGUUAUGACAACUGCAGUAACUGCCCCUUAUUUCCAGCCAGCCCUGUCCACAUCAGUCUCACUGUUUCAAGCAUGACUUGUUUUAGGAGAAAGUGGGCCAUGCCGCCAGUCACUGGUGGCAAAGGGCAAGUGUGGAUGACAGCACCUCCAUGAGUCACUGCAGUGGAAUGGGGAGGCAUGGUCUGUUCUCCACAGGGCAUUUUAGGCCUUGAUGAAACCAGAGACGCCGACUAACACACACUUGUGAUGCUGUAAUUUAUCCUGUGAUGUGAUUUUUUUUUUUUAACUAGGGGGUCCAUAUAUAGUCAGGAACGUUAUAUUUUUCAUCCAAUGCAUCCUCAUGCAAAAUAAGGCUGGUGAUUUGAGAUAUUAAUUCAUUCAUAUUCAAUUCAUAUUUAACUCACACAUAAUUAAUUCAUGUUAAUUUAUACUAUCCCUACAAGUCUGCUUGAACAUCUCAUGCUAGAGGAUUUCCCACUUUGAAAUAGCUCAUCUUAUUGAAAUAGUAAAAAUCUUUCUCUCUAGCCUGCACUUUUGUUCCAGUCCCUGGAGUCUCACUGGAAGCCUUUCAAAGAACUGCCUCCCGUUUCUCCUGUAAUCCUCUCUUCUCCAAGUGAAGCAGCAUUUCUCAGUCGUACCCCUUGAAGUUCAUGAUGGCAGCAUGAUUUAACACAAAGACUGUGAACUUUAGAGCUGAGCUGGUUUGGGAUCCUGGCUCUGCUGCUCCCCAGCAAACUACAGAACCUCAAAAGUUGCACUUGUUCAUCGUACAUUUGGGGUAAUAUUGAGUUAGUCAAAAAGUUAAUUCGAGAUUUCUGUAACAUCUUAUGGAAAAACCUGAGGGAACUUUAUGACCCACCCAAUACUUCCUACCCCAGAGAAUGGUGACCAUUUGUAAUAUCUAAGCCUUAUGGAGUGCUUACCACCAUUCUCAGCAUUUUACCCAUGUUAACACAGCAAUCUUGGGAGAGGCUGCUGCUGCUGAUCUCCAUUUUCUAGAUGAGGAAACAGAGGCAGAGAGGUUUAUAGUUCUCCUCUGACGCUGCACAGCUCCGAAGUGGCAGAGCUGGGCUUUGAACCCAGGCACUUGGGCUCUGCUGUUUCCUGUAAGAGCAGCACUCGGGCUGGAGGCUGGCCGCUGGUCUGCACUUGAUACAUGACAGCCAUUGUCAUUAUUUUUUAAAGGCUCGCCAUCCUGCUUCCUUAGGCCUAGAUCUCCCCAUCACCUGUCCUUCAUAAGUGUCUUCUAUAUAAUUCCAGAUGUGCCUGAGUGGUGCAGAAUGACUUGCCCACAUGUUUCUCAAAGUUAAAAUAUGUUAU